Molecule: messenger RNA, 1597 nt
Organism: Ornithorhynchus anatinus (platypus)
Lineage: Eukaryota; Metazoa; Chordata; Mammalia; Monotremata; Ornithorhynchidae
Gene: SYN2
Product: synapsin II
Exons: 12
Coding region: 92-1597 (501 amino acids)
Biological process (GO): neurotransmitter secretion
Cellular component (GO): synaptic vesicle; synaptic vesicle membrane
Molecular function (GO): ATP binding
Source: RefSeq, a predicted model, not a curated record
GCUGUCCGCCUGCUCCCUUGCUCGUCCUCCCGCUCCCCAGUGCGCUCGCCCGCUCCGGCUCUCUCCAUCUUCCCGUCUCGCUCCCGGCCAGAUGAUGAACUUCUUGCGGCGCCGGCUCUCGGACAGCAGCUUCAUCGCCAACCUGCCCAAUGGCUACAUGACCGACCUGCAGCGGCCGGAGCCCCAGCAGCCGCCGCCCCCCACCGGACCCCCGGCCGCUUCCCCGGCCCCGGAGCGGAGGCCGCCCCCCGCCGCCGCCGCCCCGCCGCCGCCACCCCCGGCCGCCACUCCUGUGCAGUCUGUGGGCAGCAGCUUCUUCAGUUCCUUGUCCAACGCCGUGAAGCAAACGGCCGCCUCGGCGGGGUUGGUGGACGCCACCGCCGCCGCCGCCCUCAGGAAGUCCAAGCUGCUGCUGGUGAUCGACGAGACGCACACCGACUGGGCCAAGUGUUUUCGGGGUAAGAAGAUCCUUGGAGAAUAUGACAUCAAAGUGGAACAGGCAGAAUUUUCAGAACUCAACCUGACGGCCCAUGCAGACGGCACCUACACCGUUGACAUGCAGGUCCUCCGGAACAACACCAAGGUCGUUCGCUCAUUCAGGCCUGAUUUUGUGCUGGUGAGGCAGCAUUCCUUUGGCAUGGCGGAGAAUGAAGACUACCGCAGCCUGGUCAUCGGCAUGCACUACGCCGGCAUUCCCAGUGUCAACUCCCUGGAGGCUAUCUACAACUUCUGUGACAAGCCCUGGGUGUUUGCCCAACUGGUGUCCAUCUACAAGACACUGGGGGCUGAGAAGUUCCCGCUCAUCGAGCAGACGUUUUAUCCCAAUCACAAGGAAAUGCUGACCUUGCCAACCUUCCCUGUUGUGGUGAAGAUCGGGCACGCGCAUUCGGGCAUGGGCAAGGUGAAGGUGGAGAACCACUAUGACUUCCAGGAUAUCGCCAGCGUGGUGGCCCUGACGCAGACCUACGCCACCACCGAACCUUUCGUGGAUUCCAAGUAUGACGUCCGCAUCCAGAAGAUAGGGAACAACUACAAGGCUUACAUGAGGACUUCCAUCUCGGGAAAUUGGAAGACCAAUACUGGAUCAGCAAUGCUGGAACAGAUUGCGAUGUCUGAUAGAUACAAGCUGUGGGUGGAUGCAUGCUCAGAAAUGUUUGGAGGCUUGGACAUCUGUGCAGUCAAAGCCGUGCAUGGCAAAGAUGGCAAGGACUAUAUCUUUGAGGUCAUGGACUGUGCGAUGCCUUUGAUUGGAGAGCACCAAGCAGAGGACCGGCAGCUCAUCACAGAACUGGUGGUGGGCAGAAUGAACCAAGUGCUGUCCAAGACCCCGGUCCCAUCCCCUCAGAGACCCACAGCCACUCAGCAACCUCAGAGUGGCACGUCCAAGGCCCUGGAGUCCAGCAAGAUCCCUCCUCAGCGACCACCUCCCCAAGGUUGUUUACAGUAUAUUCUUGACUGUAAUGGUGCAGCGGCGGGGCCACUUCGCCCCCGCUUCUCCUGGGGCAAUCGAGAGAUUCUCACGGAUCAAAGCAAUCACUGCCCUCCGCUGGCCACAACUGCAUACCUGGACCCGGACAACUGGACCCAGCCCAUGUGA